Radiomyces spectabilis is the source of this 1027-nucleotide messenger RNA. RefSeq lists its product as uncharacterized. The coding region runs from base 208 to 843 and encodes 211 amino acids. The transcript has 3 exons. The record is from RefSeq and is a predicted model, not a curated record. NCBI's taxonomy places the organism in Eukaryota, Fungi, Mucoromycota, Mucoromycetes, Mucorales, Radiomycetaceae.
GGCAUAUUGAGUUGAAGGAGAUGGCUAUCAACGUCUAUUGGACAAGCAUUGCUUGUACCACACAAAUGGUUGCUCGGACACCGUUCCUUUUUGUUCAUGAAACAGUGCACCGGACUUGCCUAAAUAGGUCUUAGUUCGUGAACUCUUGCCUUGGCGGUGACUUUGUUCAUCCCUUUCUGCACAGUUCAUUUCCGGCACCCGAAUUCGAUGAACAAGGAAGCAAUAGCCAAGUACGCGCUACAGCAAAUGCUGAAGCCUCAGCAGCCAACCACCAAGCAAACCGCCCCAUCGCAUAUCACGACACGAAGCGAGGCUGGAACCGAGACGUCGAAACAGAGAAAAUGGUGGUGGAGCCGUAAACCGGAGCCGACGGCUAUUCUUUCAAAGGAAGAACAAAAGAUAUUGAAGAAGGUCAAAUCUCGAGCCUACUUUCUCGAUCGUGGCAUGAGCUGUUGCUGUAUCCAAAUCGGGUUUGACGGGUUAAUUGGUUUGAUUCCCGUUGUGGGGGACUUUAUCGGGUUAAUUCUCGCUUUCCAACUUGUGGAGAUAGCCAUGAAAGCACAACUGCCCCAGCGAAUCAUAUCGCAAAUGAUGUUUAAUAUAGGCGUUGAUUUCAUGAUCGGACUGGUUCCCUUGGUUGGCGAUAUACUGGACAUAUUUUAUAAAUGCAAUACAAGAAAUGCACUUCUACUGGAAGACUAUCUGAUCAAACGACGUCAAAAGGAGUUGCGGCAUCUUGACCAAGCCGGCAUUUAUCCCAAUCAUGCAUCGAUCCCGGCUUCGAACUCAGCCUCUAUACCAUUGACCCCACAGCACCACAUCAAGCCAAAACCGCAUAACUGAUGCAGCAGAGUUCUAACUAAUUAAUCUGUACCAAAGAAUCGCAAGCAAUAGUAAUAAAAACAUAAUCCAGCACGCAAUCGUGUCAUCAAUUUUCCGCAUUGUAAAUUUGGCAGAUCAUCACUCUGGAAACCCUUAUCACGGGUCAAUUACUCGGCACUUGUUUGAGUUUCAUGAUGGAUAUAAA